AUUCACUACACGCCUCACGCGAACAAUACAUGUCGGUAGCUAUUGAACUUUUGUUCAAGGUAAAAUAGUGCAAAUUCGUCAGCGCUAACUAAGCGAUUGCAGUUUCCUAGCCGCAAUCGCUGAACUCGAACGGCUAGACUUCGCCCUAGUCAAUUUUCCUCUAAUCUCCCAGCUCAGUCAAAAGGCCUGGAAGCUACCCUGCAGAGCAUUUCAGCAGUACCACAGACGCAUAACCCAUGAAGAUCAAAAACCCGCAAUCAUCCCUCCUCACAAACCAUGAAGUGCUUCUCCAUAUGCGCUCCGAAAAAGCCGACUAUGACAAUCGAUAUGGCACGAAACUCAACCGUGAGGUUCCUUCCGGCUUGAACGCCAUGCUGCGAGAUGGACUAGCUUACCUAGAAUCUGCCGACCAUCCAAUCAUCGAUCUCGCGUCAUCUCGGCCAUUCCGUCCAAUGACUCUGUACAAAGGCCCACAUUCAUUGUUUCGAGCUCUUAGUCCGAAGUAUCGGUUAAACAAGGCGGAGUAUGUGCAGAUCUUCAAUUUGAGACCAACGAGUGAAGUUAUGCUGGGGCUGAUUCUGGAAGAGGCCGACACCCGUUUCUCCCGCCGCCAACAAUCCGACAUCCUCGCCAUCAUCCAGUCCGUAUUCGAAGAACAAGAAUCCUCGAUCCCGGCCGGCGUCGAAGACAUCGAAAUGCCCAAAAUCAAGAACAAGCUCGAGGGCGCUGGGAAGAAGAAGCGGAGGGGGAUUAAGCGGAAGGUUGGUGGACGGGGCUAAGCUAGGGGAAGAAUGGCGUGGGUGGGAGGGAAUCCUUUUGGUGCAUCACAUACAUGCACAAUUCACUUCAAUCCUCAGUGUAGUGAUAGUGGUAGUAAGAUACUUGCUAGAUAGAGCUGUCAGAGGAUGGAGAUGGGCGGGAGAUUCACUGAUGGAUGGUGAGGUGAAGGAUAUAGAUGUAGGUAGAGAGGUUUAAGUUGAUAGUGGUGCGGUUUACCUUGAUUUUACCUAGUCAGCUGGUGUGGAUGAGGUAUCGGGUACAUUUCAUAACGGAACAUGGGUUUGAACUUUUCAAUGACUCUUGUCGUUGCGGGUAUUCCUCUACACACACCCCCUUAAUGCGAUACCCUCCCUC
Lindgomyces ingoldianus is the source of this 1134-nucleotide messenger RNA. RefSeq lists its product as uncharacterized. Gene Ontology annotation, molecular function: nucleotide binding. NCBI's taxonomy places the organism in Eukaryota, Fungi, Ascomycota, Dothideomycetes, Pleosporales, Lindgomycetaceae. The record is from RefSeq and is a predicted model, not a curated record. The transcript is spliced from 5 exons. Gene Ontology annotation, cellular component: RNA polymerase III complex. The coding region runs from base 237 to 779 and encodes 180 amino acids. Gene Ontology annotation, biological process: transcription initiation at RNA polymerase III promoter.